AUGGGUCGUUAUUGUCCUUGCGGAGCUGUUUUGUUGAGGGCAUCUAGUGUUCGACGAUUAGGAUCACCUUUAUUUCGUAUGUUUAUGUCCAUACGUGUUUUGGAUGCGCUUCCUGCGAAGACAAAAGUUUGUAAUAAAUGUAGACAGUCAUAUGCAUACUGGAAAAGAUGCAAUCUGGAAUUUGAGAGUGUUUUUGAUCGGAUUGAGAAAGAUUUUGCAGGUGAUGCAGGAGAUGAUCAGGUUGAAGAUAUUGAUAUCAGCUUUGAUUCUCUUCCAACAAAUAAAUCUGACAAAGGGUCUCAAACUGUGGCACAGAUAUUUGAACCACCGUGUAUUACAUUACCAAUGAAUUGCACGAUAUCAUCUCGUACAAUUUGCUAUGUUUGUCGAUCUCAUAUUGAUGGCUCAUCAAUGACUAUAGCGGCUGAAGAUCGAGAUAUGAUAUUUUUAACGAAAAAUGUAAUGAUACGUGAAGGUUCAAGAUGUUGUCGUAAACACUUAGAAGAUCAUCGUUUAACGCCCGCUUCAAUAAACAUAAUUAAGCCAUACAAGAUAGAAAUUAUCUUACUUAAAGCUGGUGAUGUUCAGAUGUUAAUAAGUAAGUCUCAGAUACUUUACAAUCAGAAAAAAUGUCUAGAUUUUGAUGAUUGUAAUGCGAUUUCCGACGACGAGUAUUAUAACUUAACAAGUUUGAGCAAAGGACAAUUCGAUAGUUUAAUAAAAGAGAUAGCGGCUUUUUCAAUUCGAAAUACAGCAGUUAGGUCGAUUCGUACUGCGGUUGCGUGUUUAUUAUGUAAAUUACGCUUGGGUUUGUCUAACAUAAUUCUGGCUUUGCCAUUCGAGUUACCUGAUAAACGCGCUGUGUCGCGCGCUAUUGGAACUGCUCGUAAAGCAAUAAUGAAAGAUUUCGUUCCGUACCACCUGGGAAUUUCGCAUAUUACUCGUCGUCAGAUAAUAGAUAAUCAUACAACA
Molecule: messenger RNA, 972 nt
Organism: Didymodactylos carnosus
Lineage: Eukaryota; Metazoa; Rotifera; Eurotatoria; Philodinida; Philodinidae
Source: the annotation of a GenBank genome assembly